Aegilops tauschii subsp. strangulata is the source of this 2331-nucleotide messenger RNA. RefSeq names its product L-ascorbate oxidase homolog. The record is from RefSeq and is a predicted model, not a curated record. Lineage: Eukaryota; Viridiplantae; Streptophyta; Magnoliopsida; Poales; Poaceae. Gene Ontology annotation, molecular function: copper ion binding; oxidoreductase activity.
GAAACCAACCGCACGCAGCCAUGGCGCCUCGACACAUAUAAGCCGCGGGCCUCCUCGGCCUCCUCUGCCUCCCCCCGUCCCCUCCCAUCUCCACCGCCGCAUGUGCCCGCCGUCGCGUUGAUCGAUCCGCCGACCAGCCGGAGAGGGAGCGCAUCUAUCCGUAUAUACACAGGAGGAGCCGGAGAGACGAGGGGACGAUGACAGCCGGGCCCAAGAUGCGCGCCGGCGCCGCCACCGCGGUGCUGGCGCUGGCGCUGCUCGCCGUGGCGGUGCGCGCCGAGGACCCCUACCUCUUCUUCGACUGGAAGGUGGCGUACGGGACCAAGUCCCCCAUGGGCACGCCCCAGAAGAUGAUCCUCAUCAACGGCGAGUUCCCCGGCCCCACCAUCAACUGCACCUCCAACAACAACAUCAUCGUCAACGUCUUCAACCAGAUCGACCAGCCGCUCCUCUUCACCUGGCACGGGAUCCAGCAGAGGAAGGCGUCGUGGCAGGACGGCAUGCCGGGCGACAUGUGCCCCAUCCUGCCGGGCACCAACUUCACCUACAAGAUGCAGUUCAAGGACCAGAUCGGCACCUUCUUCUACUACCCCAGCAUCGGCAUGCAGCGCGCCGCCGGGGCCUACGGGCUCAUCAGCAUCCACAGCCGCCCGCUCAUCCCGGUGCCCUUCGACCCGCCGGCCGACGACUUCGGCGUCCUCGUCGGCGACUGGUACACCAAGGACCACACCGUGCUGGCCAAGAACCUCGACACCGGCAAGGGCAUCGGCCGCCCCGCGGGGCUCCUCAUCAACGGCAAGAACGAGAAGGACGCCUCCAACCCGCCCAUGUUCAACGUGGAGGAAGGCAAGACGUACCGCUUCCGCGUCUGCAACGUCGGCAUCAAGACCACCCUCAACGUGCGCAUCCAGGGCCACGUCCUCAAGCUGGUGGAGAUGGAGGGCUCCCACACCGUGCAGAACGAGUACGACUCGAUGGACGUCCACAUCGGCCAGUGCCUCUCCUUCCUCAGCACCGCCAACCAGAAGCCCGGGGACUACUUCUUCAUCGCCUCCACCCGCUUCAUCAAGGGGGUCAGCACCAUCACCGCCGUGAUGCGCUACAAGGGGUCCAACACCCCGCCGGCGGCCAAGCUGCCGGACGCGCCGGACGGAUGGGCCUGGUCCAUCAACCAGUGGAGGUCCUUCCGCUGGAACCUGACGGCCAGCGCCGCCAGGCCCAACCCGCAGGGGUCCUACCACUACGGCCAGAUCAACAUCACCCGCACCAUCAAGCUCUCCCCCAGCCGCGGCAAGGUCGACGGCAAGGAGAGGUACGCCCUCAACGGCGUGUCCCACACCGACCCCGAGACGCCGCUCAAGCUCGCCGAGUACUUCAACGCCACCAAGGGAGUGUUCGAGUACAACCUCGUCACCGACACGCCGCCCAAGGAGGGCACGCCCAUCAAGGUCGCCCCCAGCGUCAUCACCGCCGAGCACCGCACCUACAUUGAGAUUGUCUUCGAGAACCCCGAGAAGAGCAUCGACACCUUCCACCUCGACGGCUACGCCUUCUUCGCCGCCGGCAUGGGACCGGGGCUAUGGACGGUGGAGAGCAGGAAGACAUACAACCUCCUGGACACGGUGAGCCGGCACACGAUCCAGGUGUACCCGAGGUCGUGGACGGCGGUGAUGCUGACGUUCGACAACGCCGGGAUGUGGAACUUGAGGUCCAAUCUGUGGGAGAGGUACUACCUGGGGGAGCAGCUGUACGUGAGCUGCACCUCGCCGGCCAGGUCGCUCAGGGACGAGUACAACAUGCCCGACAACUCCCUCCGCUGCGGCAAGGUCGUCGGCAUGCCGCUGCCGCCGCCCUACACCAUCGCAUAAAUUACUCUCCCCCAGCUCCAUUAAUUCCACUCCACUCCACUCCAUGAGAGAACGCUUGCAUGGUGCUGUACACACUACGUACGUACAACGACAACAACAGGAAGAGCAGGAGAGUUUUUUCGUUUCUUCUUUUUUUUCGUACGCCCCCACGUCGACUGUUCUUCUUGUCAGGUUCACUCUCUCUUUUCGAGGAAAAUAAAACAACAACAAAAAGGGGGCCUCAAGGUCAUGUGGGCGCCGCCUGUCAUCGGAACGAGGAUGAUGAUUUCAGAACAAGAAGAGAGAUUGGCCGGAUACGAGCUCGAUCGGGACGCCCUCUCGAAUCGUUUACGUUGUAAUAGGAGUUAAUUAAUUCUAUCUGAUGAUCAUCAUUUAUCCAAUAAGUCCUUUGGGCAAAUUGGUUAUUGUGUGUCUAUAAUCCCAUACUAUAUAUACGUACAUUUGCGCACCUUUGCGGUUUUUA